UGUUACAAAGCAACCGUGCCAGUAUAUCACACACAAGUUUAAAAAAUUCUGUAAUUGUAUUUUUUCUAGGAGGGAGACUAUUAACAGAUACUUGGGGUCCAUGUCACUGGAUCGGAGGCGAGCAUUUGGCUUGUGGUACAGCAAAGUUUUGCCCCCCUCCAAAAUCACCAGAGGUCAUCAGUCACUCAUCAGGGACACUGGAAACCUGAUCACUUACCUGCCCUUCCACAACUUCCAACACCUCUCACCUGCUCAGCUAUUAGACGGACUGGAUGUAUUGCAAAGAAACACUCUGAGCCCCCUAAAGCAGGAAUUCAUAGCACAGAGCCUCAUCGGCACCUACAGAAACCUGACAGCUCAGGAUUUCACCAGGCUGGGUAAUCUCUCGUGCCUGGCAGACUCAAAGGACCUCCUGGUAUACAAAGGCACUAAGGCCUUCAGAGUCAUCCAGGAAUUUGUCAUGAACUGCACACGCGAGGGACGCAGCCUGCCAAGCCACCUGACUUCCAGUGUGUUACUCAAUAGCACAGAGUUAAGUGUCCCAUCCUCACUCAGCCCUGACCGACUGGCAGAGCUCGCCCAUCUCCUGCCCUCGCUGGGUGUGACUUUCCUGCAGCGUCUCACCUCAUCACAGCUACCUGCUGUCCUUCCUGCUCUUGACUCUGUGCCUUUCAGUCCUGAACAGGCCUCCAUAAUCGUAGACAAGCUGUCUUCAAGUAACACACUGAGCACUCCAGGCCGGCUGGAGGAGCUCGGCUCCCUCGUUGUGGGAGUAAAGACGGAGGCUUUGUUGACACUGACCUCUGACAAGCUGCUGUCAUCCCUGCCUGCCAUGGCUCAACACACACCAGGCUUCAGCCCACCACAAGCAAACGCUAUCUCCGCCAAACUAUGGGGCUUUCCAGAAGUGGUUGGCUGGUUGGAUGAUGUAGAGCCUCUGCUCUAUUGCACACCGCUGCUCAGUAUCCUGCCCAGGACUCAUCAGCUUGUGAACAACAUCACCACUGCAUCCACAAAACCCUGGAACACACAGCAGGCUAAAGCAAUAUUCAAAGAGGUGCUUGGUACUAAACCAAAUCUUAUCAAGCAAGAUUUCCUGAGUCUGGGAACAGUGGGUCAGGGUGUGAGCUGUAAGGCCUUACAGGAGCGUUUCAGAGCUGAUCCCUUGCCUUUGUCAGUGAGAAGAAUCCUGGCGUUUCUCAGGCAGCAGCCCAGUCCUCUGCACACCUCACUGAAAAAGUGUGUGAUCGAUGAGCUGUAUCAGUUUGAGUUCUUCUCUCAGCUGCUUGAAGAUCUUGGAGCUGAGAUUGCCCUGUCCAUGCCGGUGAGCACCAUUAAAAAGUUCUCUACAGAUAUGAUGGACACUCUAAGGAAGAUAAUUAUUAAGGACCCUCAUCAAUUUAUCGUGCUGUCAAGAACAAAACAGGAGCUCCUGGUGGACAAAAUGGUGCAGAGGAUGGGCAUGUACACAGGGGUGUUCACUGAAGAGGAGUUCCGUUCACUGGGCAUCAUGGCCACGUUUGUGGUGGACGAGGUAUUCGUCCAACUGGACCGCAGCUUCUUCACUGACAAUCUGGAUUUCCUCCGGGGGCUGUGCUACAGCAGCAGCAAGAUGGACAUAGUGGCUUCAAUCCUGCAAGAACCUGCUGCCUUCGGCCCAGUGCAGAGCUGGAACCAGACUACGCUCAGUCAGGUGGACAGAUUUCUCUUUUUCCUGCCCGAGGAAAGGCUGCAGAAGAUUUCCCCGGAAUUGAUGACUGUCGGGCGAAUAGAAAAGCUGUUCAUGAGCCAGCGUCAGUGGGAACACGGGGAUGUUGGGAUCCACUGUUUAGACAAGAAUGAGAGGAGGCGUUUUUUUGAAAAGCAGCAGUUUGUUCUUCAGUACUUCCUCGGCUUCCUCAAAAUAAAACCUCUGUCACCGACCCCUAUGGUUCCUACCUGUGAGAUUCUACAUACAACAGCUCCCUCUGCCUGGACCUCGAAAAGUCUGACAAGCAUGUCUUCAUCGGCCUUCUCCAACUGUCUGGAGUUGAUAGGUCAAGACCCAUUCCUUGCAUCAUACCAACGCAGCCAGGUCAUCAAAAAAGUCAAAGAGACGUAUGGCCCCGUGUCCUCCUACUCCCAGUCUGUGAUCUCCCAGCUGGGUGGACUAGCGGUGGAGCUGUCAGUAGAGGAGCUGACCACCCUACGUUUGACUGACAGGAGGAGCAUCGCUUCUAUGGGUGCUGUCAGUGCCUGGAGCAACAGACAGCUGGCUGCACUGUUUACCGCUGUGUUAAACUCCACCAAGCAGAGUCCGAGCCAGCUUGACUCCAGCACACUGGUUGCUAUGGGAUACAUCGUGUGCGGAGCUAAAACCACAGAGAUGAACACUUUCAAUGCCGUAGAGUUUAGUAAGGCGGUGCUCUGGCUGGGUCAGCUGAGGUUGUCCUGCUCAGAGGAGCAGCUGCUGGCACUUGUUGGGCUACUGACCCACAGCCUUGCUUUUGGACUCAUGAGCUCAUGGGGAACUGAUGUCUUUAUUGAGAUCGGAGUUCUGGCAGCUGGCAUUUCAGACAUGGCCAUGUCUGCCUUGGUGAAAGAGCAAAUUGAAGGAAUCACACCUGUGGCUAUUUCAAUGAUAUCACCUAAAAGAUUUGCUGCGGUGUUUCGCCAGCAACAGAUCAGCAUGUUCUCCUAUGAGCAGGCUGCUGCAGUAACUGGUGAGCAGCUGUCAGCUCUGUCAGAUGUCCAGAAGACGGCUCUGGCUAUGGUGCUGACGCCCUGGGAGGACCGGCCUGUAGACUUCAGAGGGAAGUCACUGGGGCUGGCGCUGAGCCACAGUCCUCUGUGUCUGAUAGUGGGACUGCUGAUACUGCUGAUCAUCCCGCGCUACCCUGACCUGAUCUGCCCUGGCACAUGACCCCACUCACCCCUGCUGGAUCUGGAGAGAACUCUUCCCUCCUCAUCCACAUAACCAAGAUUAUCUCAUUUAUCUGUGCAAUACCAUGUCUGAUUGUAAUAAGCAUCACUUCAGUAUUUCUAUAUACUGUAUUUAAUGAGAUUAUUAUUUAUUUUGUGCAACUUAACAUAUCAACAUUCAGCACUGAGGGAACCAAAGGAAUAGUUUUUAACUUAAAAAAGAGAAAAGCAAUACAUUUUCACAAUAUAACCUCCCACAGAAUUAUUUUCAUUGCUGUUGGCAUAUAUAUAUAUAUAUAUGUAUAUGUAUGUAUAUUUUUUUUAAUCUUGAGAAACCUGUAUGAACCACAACUGUCCCAGUGUAGUCUUCUAAGGGAUGUUACGCCAUACCCGGAAAAGCAACCCAAACACUUAAAUAUUACCAAUAUAUAUAUUUUUUGUGAAAUGACAAGAGUGUAAGAGCUGUAAUGUUUGCUACAUUUAUAUAUUUAUCCCGAGUUUUCUUAAUUAGAUAAGAUUAAGGUACAUAAAGGUCAACAAGAACUGAUAAUACUACUAUUGGUCAACUUUCAGUCUAUUGUUGCUGUGAGUUUUGUAUUGUUGUGCACACAUUCUGGUGUGAUAAAUAUAGACGUAAGUUAUUAAACUGAAC
This is a messenger RNA of Thunnus maccoyii (southern bluefin tuna), 3553 nucleotides long. RefSeq names its product stereocilin 1 (gene strc1). NCBI's taxonomy places the organism in Eukaryota, Metazoa, Chordata, Actinopteri, Scombriformes, Scombridae. The record is from RefSeq and is a predicted model, not a curated record. The transcript is spliced from 21 exons. Gene Ontology annotation, cellular component: cell surface; kinocilium; stereocilium tip. Bases 101 to 2902 code for a protein of 933 amino acids. Gene Ontology annotation, biological process: cell-matrix adhesion.